Messenger RNA from Pollicipes pollicipes, 2054 nucleotides. RefSeq names its product transmembrane protease serine 9. The transcript has 9 exons. The coding region runs from base 30 to 1544 and encodes 504 amino acids. Gene Ontology annotation, molecular function: serine-type endopeptidase activity. Lineage: Eukaryota; Metazoa; Arthropoda; Thecostraca; Pollicipedomorpha; Pollicipedidae. Gene Ontology annotation, biological process: proteolysis. The record is from RefSeq and is a predicted model, not a curated record.
GGCGCGCACGCUGCACAGCCCGCCCCGCCAUGAGGAGCCCGCUCGGCCUGGCCCUGGCCGGCUGCCUCGUCGCCUACGCCGCCGCGGCCGCCGUCGAGAACUUCGUGUUCGAGACAGAUGACGCCGUUGUCAUCGAAGCCGCCGAUCUGCAGGACGUCGUGCGAGACAAGCGCCAGCUAUGGCCCAAGUACCCCAACUACCCGCAGUCGGUGGUGCCGCCCGGCUGGCCCGGCCUCCCAGCAGGAGUCACCGCUACUUGUAAUACGGCGGACGGACGGAGCGGCCUGUGCCUGACGCGCUCGACCUGUCGCUGGACGCGCGACACGACCGAGGACGACCCCAACAGCCUAGACAGGACGCUGGGGGCCUGCACGGCCGUCGACUCGUCCUCACGGCGCGGCGAGCCGUCGGGCCUGCCGGCGGCGCCCACCCACUGGUGGCAGAGUACGCCGAGCUCGGCGCCAGCGCCGGUCACUGACCGCCCGGCUGGCGCCACCCAGUGGUGGGAGACGACCAAGAGGCCGACGGCGGCCACCACCAGACCGACCGCGCCGCCGGCCGGCGCCACCCAGUGGUGGGAGACGACCAAGAGGCCGACGGCGGCCACCACCAGACCGACCGCGCCACCGGCCGGCGCCACCCAGUGGUGGGAGACGACCAAGAGGCCGACAGCGGCGCCCAAGCCGCCGGGCGCCACGCAGUGGUGGGAGACGACCAAGAAGCCAGUGACCACUACCAAGAGACCGACGCCGCCCGCUGCCGCCGGCGGCGGCGGCGGCGGCGGACAGUUCAGCGCGUGCGGCACGCGCAGCACCGAGGGCGCCGACAGGAUCGUGGGCGGCACGCAGGCGGCGAAGGGCGAGUUCCCCUGGCUGGCGGGCAUCUUCAAGAGCGGCCGACAGUUCUGCGGCGGCUCUCUGAUCGACAAGCGACACAUCCUGACGGCAGCUCACUGCGUGGCCCACAUGAGCUCUUACGACGUGUCCCAGCUGCUCGUGCGGGUGGGCGACCACGACAUCAGCUCGCCCUUCGAGGCCAAGCACGCCACGUAUAAGGUGGCGCGGAUCGUGCGCCACAAGGGCUUCUCCGAGAAGACACUGCAUACGGACAUCGCGCUGAUCACGCUCACCAAGGACGUGGAGUUCAGGACCAACAUCCGGCCGGUGUGCCUGGACUCGGGCAGCAGCACGUACGCCGGCGAGAUUGUCACUGUCGCCGGCUGGGGCAGCCUGCGCGAGGGCGGCCGCCAGCCGUCCAUCCUGCAGAAGGUCAGCCUCAAGGUGUGGAGGAACGACAAGUGCAGGGCGACGUACGGCGCGUCGGCGCCCGGCGGCAUCAUCGACUCGAUGCUCUGCGCCGGCCGCCAGGGCAAGGACUCGUGCAGUGGCGACUCUGGCGGCCCACUGAUGCGGGUGGCGGGUGUGGUGUACCAGGUGGGCGUGGUCUCGUGGGGAAUCGGCUGCGGCAAGGCCCAGUACCCCGGCGUCUACACCCGUGUAGCCAAGCUGCGUGAUUGGAUUGAUAGGAACAGGGCCGCCUACUAGGACGGGUGGGGCGGCGCGCGCGGCGGCCGCCACCCAAGACACGCGGGCGAACGGAGGCCGAUGGCCGGCGGGGGUAUCGUGUGAUAUCGUGGACUUCGUGUCGGAGAGUGCCUUUCCGCAGGGGGACAGGCGGGCUCGCUCCCUUCUCGAGCGUCGCAGAGCCGGAAAAGACAGACGGCGCAUUAUAAUCUUCAAGACUUCAUCGCAUUCGCCAAGUCGGCCAUGUGGGUUUUCCUUCUGCACUGGUGUGAUGAGAUGAGCGUUUAGAGGGUGUGUGUGCGUGUGCGCGUGUGUGUGGGCGUGUGGGAGUAAGUGGGUGUACCAGGCCUCGCCAUGUCAUUCUAGACUGAUGACGAAGACUUGGAAAUAUCUAACGUCUUACAGGUCAAUGCAUUCGCUGAACCGUCGCAUUAGGUCCAUUGGUGGCGAGACCAAAACGCGACGGCUUUUUACAGAAAAACGCUGUGGUUUUGUCACAUCUAUACUGUGAAAAUAUACUACCGGAUCAUG